Paraglomus brasilianum is the source of this 1464-nucleotide messenger RNA. The record is from the annotation of a GenBank genome assembly. Lineage: Eukaryota; Fungi; Glomeromycota; Glomeromycetes; Paraglomerales; Paraglomeraceae.
AUGGCAACUGAUUUACCGACAGAAUGUUUACAUCAGAUUUUUAAUGAAAUGGGUGGAAAUAUACGAGUUCUUGUUCCCUGUCUGCUAGUAAACAAGCAUUGGUGCGCUAACACCGUUCCUGUACUCUGGCGACGACCACUAAGAUUAUUACAAGAAGAUGAAAGCUGCGGUAAAUUCACGGCAGAGCAACUUACAUCCAGAAAGGCAUCGCUGAUAUACGCUUAUUACAAAUGUCUUCCUUACAACAUCAAACAAAGUAUUUGUGUCAAUGAUUUCGCACAAUCAAUGCUGAUCGAAAGAGCAACUUUCGAUUAUCCGCGGUUCUUGGAGGAGCUGGACUGUCCCGUUAUACAACGUCUAGCAUUAAGUUUUGUAUCCAAGUAUCUGGUAUCGUCUUCGUUGGGUGAAUCAUUAUUAACAUUAUUACAAGGAAUAUUUGAAUUGUUGUUUUCUCGGAGCCAGGGAAUUCAACGGCUCAUAAUGCCUGCUCAUAGCUCAUAUUUUGUGUCAAUACCCAGCGUAUGCACUUCUCUUGUAAAACUUGAACAACUCUCUAUCGACUAUCGUAUGCCAGAAGAAAGUAUUACUCACCUUGCACAAAAUUCUAAAGAAAUACAGAAAUUAAUGAUACAAGGUCACAAGCAAGUCCCUAAAAAUAAAAUGAAUACUGAAACUCUCUUGUCAUUUAUAGAAUCACAACGGAAUCUUCAGGUGUUGGAACUUACAGGGUUCUUUGCCGAAGAUGCAUUAAAUGUCAAUCAGCAACUAAAAUCAAUGACGACCCUGAAAUGCAAUUGCUAUCCGAUUCCUGCGGAACUUAUUUUACAAUGCCCAAACAUUCAAACUCUUUUCCUUCCCUCGGACUAUAAGUGUUACGGUCAUGACAUUGAAACCCAGUUACUUCCACUCAUAGAUCAAUCCUUUCCUAAACUUAGUAAGAUUACAUGCGUAGUAACAAAUGAUUCGCUUUCUCCAUUGACUAUUAUAUUAUCAAGGAUAAAGGCUCCACUGAGAUGUAUCAAUAUAGAAUUACCACAUUUCGUGUAUCGCGGAAAUCUUAUGCCACUAGCUAAUGCUAUCUCAAUUUAUAAAGAAAGACUUCAUCAAAUCGAAUUUCCGAUAACAUCAAUGUGUAUUGAACCUAUUCUUUAUAUUCUGAGGAAAUGUCAUCAGCUCGUUUCGGUAACUAUCAAGUGUAAUGAUAGGGGGUCAGCAACAUCAGAGCUCUAUGAACAUGUUGGAAGAUGCGGAGGAAGAAAGAUCAAAGAGUGGAUAUUUGAUCUGCCUCCUGAGAGCGUGCCUUCAGCGUCGGCUCUUGAUCAUUUCAUUACAAGGAGGAAAGAAUUCGGACAGUCGUUCAGCAUUAUCGUGUAUAAGAAUUGGUGGGAUGCUGCCCAUUUCACUAUUUUGCGACAUCAUGGAAUCAGCCAAGGCAAGUAUAUAUGUUUUCAAGAUUGGACAUAA